UCGCACAGAAAACAUCUCGCAGUCGAGCAUCUGGAGACCGUGGAAGAAGCGCAUUCGGCAUGUCGACUUUUUUUGUCUACUCUAGAUGACUGAGAAACCUCUUUAAUGUUUACAGUCCAGAAGACAUCUGUUAUAGGGUUUCUUCACAGCGUGAUUCUCAGAAGUGAGUCGUCUGUAAGUCAUGGCCCCCCUUCCUAUCCACCUGGUGGCGCUUCUCCUUGCCUUGUCAGUCGCAGAGCCCCUCACCACCCCCCACGGCGGCAGCGACAACGAAGUCUUAAAACACUCAGAGCUAGAAGUCCUCAAAAGUCAGAGUCUACAGAUCGAGAACGCUAUAGUGAACGUCACUGAAGUUGCGCAGGGAGACACGACAACCGCAACCCCCCUCACGACCACGGCACCCCCAGCGCCCACCUCUCCAUGCCCAGGAGGUCUGGUGUUGGUGAGGGGAGAUGCAGGCUGCGUGUGUCCUCUAGGCAUGGUGCAAAUCGGAGACAACUGUACCUGCGCUGUGGGAUUCACCCAGCAGGGGGCAGCAGAGUGUCAUGGUGAGUCUACGACGUGGUCUACGCAAAUGUGGUACGGGCGUCAUGGUGACAGAAUUGUGAACUGUGAUAUUGAUGAGUGCAAAGGGGAUGAACCAGGUCCAUGCGGUCUCCACGCCAACUGCACAAACACACCUGGUUCUUACCUGUGCAGCUGUCUCCGUGGUUACCUGAUGGGCUCAGAGGGAUGUCAGGAUGUAGACGAGUGUGCGCUGGCUGUGAUAACAGGGCUGCAGGCCUGCGGUCACGAGGCACAGUGUACGAACAGCCCAGGCUCCUUCUCCUGCACCUGUGCCACUGGAUACGUCAUGGCCUUGAAUGGAAAGAGCUGUGUAGAUGUGGACGAGUGCAGUUUUGAGGAGCAUUGUCGCCGGGAGCUGGGCAACGUGUGUGUGAACACCCCCGGAAGCUUCCGCUGUCAGUGCCAAGCCGGCUUCAGAGCCGAGGCUCCGGCCUGCGUGGACGUGGACGAGUGCGAGGCCAGCCCAGAUGUGUGUGUCGGUAAGGGCGUGUGUGAGAACACCCUCGGGAGUUACAAAUGCGUUUGCCAGCGAGGUUACCGUGGUGACGGCACAUACUGCGAAGACGAAAACGAGUGCACGUCUGGUCGUCACGGCUGUGACAUCAACGCUCACUGUGGGAACAUCAUUGGUUCUUACUUCUGCCAGUGCUACCAAGGGUUCAACGGGGACGGGCACUCCUGUUACGAUGUGGAUGAGUGUGCGUUGGGGAAUGGUCAUUGUGAGCACAACUGCACUAACGAACCCGGGGGGUACAGCUGCCUGUGUGACACGGGCUACCAGCUAGCCCAGGAUGGACACAACUGUACAGACGUAGACGAGUGUUUGACGAGGAACGGAACCUGUGAGCAGCUCUGCACCAACACUCAAGGCUCCUUCCUCUGCUCGUGUCGUCCUGGUUACCAGCUACACAUCGACGGACACAGCUGCGUGGAUAUUGAUGAGUGUAAGCUCCAGAAGGGGGGGUGCUCUCACGACUGCCUAAACACCCCGGGUGGACACACCUGUCACUGCCCCCCCCCUCUCCUGCUGGGCCCAGAUAACCUCUCCUGUGUCAAUGUGACGUCAUGUGACCUGAGAAACGGCGGCUGCGAUCACGUGUGUACCGUGCGGGCGGAGGGACGCCUCUACUGCAGCUGCAAGGCAGGCUGGGAACUGGCCCCCGACCUGAGGAGCUGUCUGGAUGUGGAUGAGUGUGGGGACUUCACCAAUGGAGGCUGUGAGCAGCUGUGUGUGAAUCACCCAGGAGGGUUCAACUGCUCCUGUAGGGAGGGCUAUGAGUCUCGCACCGAUGACCUCACCAAGUGCAAGCCCAUAUGCAAUCUGCCGUGUCAGAACUAUGGGGUGUGUGUAGCCCCAGACACCUGUGACUGUCCUGCAGGUUACCCUGGAGAUGGGUGCUCAGCCAGUUGCUCUCCACCCUGUGCUCACGGGGGCACCUGCAUGCGCUGGAACAUGUGUCAGUGUUCCACCGGCUGGAGUGGAACCGGCUGCCACACAGCAGUGUGUGAGCAGCCUUGUGCCAACAGGGGGCGCUGUGUGGGUCCAGACACCUGCCAGUGUCCCUCCGAUUACAGCGGGCCCCAGUGCCUUUCUCCCCUCUGCACGCCGUCCUGUCAGAAUGGAGGAAGGUGUGUGGAUGUCAACAAAUGUAUUUGUGUCGAAGGGUGGCAAGGAACUCACUGCCAGAUAGAACCUGUGCUGUGCCACAAGGCUUGUAAGAAUGGUGGUGUUUGUGUGGGCCUCAACAGAUGCCGUUGUCCCAGUGGGUUUUCCGGAAGUUUCUGUGAGACAGCGAUCAUCACGCCGUGCGUGCCCCCUUGCCAACACGGCGCCGCCUGCAGUCCUCACAACACGUGCACAUGCCCUGAGGGCACAGCGGGGCAUCGCUGCGAGAGACUAACAUGUCCUGUGGUCACCAUGACAGUCAGUAUGGCCCGGGCGGUCAGGAAAGGAGUAAGGGAGAGCUAUGUGGACCGCUGUGGGCCUCUGGGAGUUCAGCUAUGCACCAAAUACAGAAUCAAUCAGGCUCGUGUGUACGUCCAAGCCUACAGAGUGGGUUACAAAAUCCAGUGUCCAGAGAAGAAAGGGAGAUGAACAGUCUGUAUGGUCUUCACCAGAUCUACGCCAGCUUGUUUUUUCAAGCUCUGGUGAAACUCCACGGUGUUGGGCUCCAACAGAGACGAUUAUAUGAAACCCCAUCAAGCCAGCUUCUAGCCAGGCUGCAUUGAAUGACAUAAGAGUCUUAUCGCUCCCAUAAGAGACUGCAUCAUUGAGUGUGUUAACCAAAGUUUUCUGUGAGCCAUGUGCCUUGUUUUGUAACAUGUAAACUAAGUAAAGGCAGCUGAACGUGAAAAAA
Hypomesus transpacificus is the source of this 2924-nucleotide messenger RNA. RefSeq names its product multiple epidermal growth factor-like domains protein 6. Bases 182 to 2662 code for a protein of 826 amino acids. Lineage: Eukaryota; Metazoa; Chordata; Actinopteri; Osmeriformes; Osmeridae. Gene Ontology annotation, molecular function: calcium ion binding. The record is from RefSeq and is a predicted model, not a curated record. The transcript has 22 exons.